GUCAAGGUCUCCCCCAACUACACAAAACAAAAACCCCUCUCUCUCUCUCUCUCUCGCUCUCCGAGACCCCAAAAACCAAAAAUGGCUCUCCGUCUCUUCCUCCUCAUCGCCGUGUUUUCCCUCACCCUCUUCUCCGUCUCGGUCAGGUCCUCCGACUCGGACCUUGUAUCAGAACUCCUGGCCCUCCAGUCCCACUCCAAAUCGGGCGUUAUCCACCUCGACGACCGCUCCGUCUCGCGCUUCCUGACCUCGCCCAAGACCCCCAGGCCCUACUCCCUGCUCGUCUUCUUCGACGCGACCCAACUCCACGACAAGGCCGAGCUCCAGCUGAAGACCCUCCAUGCCGAGUUCUCGCUCCUCGCCAAAUCCUUCAUCACAAACAACCAAGACCCCGAUUCCUCCUCCCACGGCAAGCUCUUCUUCUGCGACCUUGAGUUCAAGGAGUCCCAGUCCAGCUUCGCGCUCUUCGGCGUCAAUUCCCUCCCUCACAUCAAGCUCAUCGGCCCGAAUCAGACCCCGAAACAGUCCGAUCAGAUGGACCAGGGAGACUUCUCCAGGCUUGCCGAGUCGAUGUCCCAUUUCGUCGAGUCCAAGACCAAUCUCGUCGUCGGCCCGAUCCACCGCCCACCGUUUCUCUCGAAGAAGCAAUUGGCGUUGGUCAUUGUGGGUAUUCUCAUUUGGAUUCCAUUUGCUGUGAAGAAGAUUGUGAUGGGUGAGACUCUGCUCCACGACCCGAAACUCUGGCUGGCGGGUUCGGUGUUCGUCUACUUCUUCAGCGUCUCGGGCGCGAUGCACAACAUCAUUCGGAAGAUGCCCAUGUUCCUGGCGGACCGGAACGACCCAAACAAGCUGGUAUUCUUCUACCAGGGCUCGGGAAUGCAGCUCGGGGCGGAGGGGUUCGCGAUCGGGUUCUUGUACACGAUUGUGGGUCUGUUGCUGGCGUUCAUGACGCGUGUUCUCGUGAAGGCGAAGAAUGUGAACGUGCAGAGGGCGGUGAUGAUUGUUUCGCUGUUCGUUUCUUUUUGGGCGGUCAAGAAGGUGGUCUAUUUGGAUAAUUGGAAGACUGGUUAUGGGAUCCAUGGAUUUUGGCCUUCAAGUUGGUAAUAAGCUACAAAAAGGUUUUGCUUUAUAAUAAUCUUCACCUUGUUUGCUUUGGAAGAAUUACGCUAGGGAGCACUUGAGGUGGGAGUGGACCAAUUGGCUAAAUGCUCAGAGGCUAGAUAGGUUAGGGAAGUCUAACAGUGGUUUAUCGGGUUGGAUGGAACAAUGGCGAUAUUGCGUUUGGUAAAGUUGUUACUGUGAGAUCCCUCCACGACGUCUAAAGUAUGAUAGAUUGGUUAUGCUGAGUUCCAUCAAUUUAUAAUUUGCAUUUGACGAUAAUAUAGUGAUUUGUAGUGAUAGCUAUUUCUGAAUAUCAUUUACCGUUGACAUUGCUAGCUGCCAUGCCCCCUCUUCAUAACUCCGUCAUUUUAAUCUUGCUUUUUUAGUAGGCUGUUUAUUCUGUUUGAGUGUCCUGGUUGUGAUGGCAUAAAUGGUAUUUGCCUAUUUUUCCGGAUGAGUCACUUGUCUAUAUUAUUUAUCCAAAUACAUUAUGAAGGAUC
Molecule: messenger RNA, 1601 nt
Organism: Corylus avellana
Lineage: Eukaryota; Viridiplantae; Streptophyta; Magnoliopsida; Fagales; Betulaceae
Source: RefSeq, a predicted model, not a curated record